This is a messenger RNA of Solenopsis invicta (red fire ant), 4780 nucleotides long. RefSeq names its product BRCA2-interacting transcriptional repressor EMSY. The coding region runs from base 710 to 2788 and encodes 692 amino acids. Gene Ontology annotation, biological process: regulation of DNA-templated transcription. The transcript has 15 exons. Gene Ontology annotation, cellular component: nucleoplasm. Lineage: Eukaryota; Metazoa; Arthropoda; Insecta; Hymenoptera; Formicidae. The record is from RefSeq and is a predicted model, not a curated record.
CUGCUUCAACGCUCUAACGUGCUCCAAUGCAUAAUUGCGACAAACGUAUUGCAGCACGUUGGAGUAUGUUGGAGUAUGUUGGACCAUAUGACGCAAACAAACGAGAUGCUUUUUUAAAGUCAAACUGUUUCGAGUUCUCCGCACGACCACGACGUGACCCGUGCGAUUCACCACGAUAGCAAGUUGCCAACUUCACCCAACGAUCGACCGACAGGGAAUGGCAAUGGCAAUGGCAAUGAAAUAGUACUAGCCCGACAACUUCACGUUGUACGACUCGCACGACUGUCAACGGAGGUUUCGAAAAUGCGCUGGGAGACGCGCGCCGAUUUCAUCGUCCUGUGCGUGUGACUCGGACUCGGUCUGCGGAAGAGCCGCGGAAUCAUGUGGCCGAUGCGGCCGGAGAUGACUCGCGACGAGUGCAGGAAGUGCCUACGAUGCCUCGAGAACCAAUAACGCCUUCAGUAACAGCGGAUAUGGCCCAGCAUGGAAGUCGAGUUCUCGUCUUGCAUUCACUUGUUAGUCGCAGCGGUUAACGUUGGUCUUUGUGUCGGAUGGAUACGUGUUGGACGGAUGCAUUUAAUAUUAGACACGACGCUGGAAGAGUAUAAGCCAAAUUCCGCGGUUUUCUGGCGAUAUUUAGAAUCUAGACGCUGCGUCUAUUAUUUCAUGUUAAUAUUAGAAAACGACCUUUGUAUUAUGUAGAUAACGCAUGGAAUUAGACGGCGCGUUUAAUGAAUUAGAUGCUUAUGGAAGUAUGGUUUCUGUCCUACGAGCUCAAGGCCCUUUCACCAAUGAAAAACAGAAGUUAUUACAAGAACUUGCUAAAGUAUUACAUAUCUCCAAUGAAAGACAUCGUGCUGAAGUACGGAGAGCUGUAAAUGACGAGAAACUUACAACAAUUGCAGAACAACUUAAUGGCCCAAAUACUGGUAUAGAUUGGACUCUCGAAGGUCGUCGAACUAUUCCUCUUUUGCCAAGAUUGAAGGCACGAUCUGCAUUUACAACAUUAGCAAAUAGCCUGUCUCUUACAACUGCAAUUGCAAACGAGAAAAAACCUGAGAGACGUGAUACUAUUAGACAAUCUAGAAACUCAACAGCUGCUGAAACUGAAUCUCAUCCUAAUAUAAAAAUGGAAGAAAACUCGUCUAUUAAUACAAAAUUAAAUAAUUUUGAGAAUGAGCUGAAUAACAGUAAAACCUCACAAGAAAAUUCAAAUAUGAUCGAAGAUGAGAGGAAAGAUGAUAAAGAUGUGCUUAAUAAAGUUAAUGAAACUCCUAAAGAACUUUCUCGAAAGCGCAAAUCUCCUUCACCAUUGCCGAUGGCGCCACCGAAUAAAGUUCUAGUAGUAUCUGAUCUACUAAACCAUACUCCGCAGACUUUAGAAAAUAAACAAACACCUCAAGCAUUACAAGUAACCAAGUGUCAAAAUUAUGCAUUGAUUACAGUUACUGAUAAUGAAAUCUCAGAUUCUAAAGAGAGUACAACAGCGUUGGAACAUCCGAAUGAGUGUACCACAGUUCCAUUAAACAAACAUGUAGUUGCUGUAACGUCCAUGUGCACAAGCAACGCCAGCAAUCCUAAGACGGUAGUAAGCACUGACCAGAAUAAAAUUAGUACAAAAGUAGUACCGGCAAUAACGAGUUGUGUAUUGAGCAUAAACAAAGUGCAUUCAAACAAAGACACACAACCUCAAGAUAGCACAAAUGGUACACAGAAAACCCAGAUGUCUGACAAUACUAACUCGAAUCCGCCAUCUGUAAAGAGUUCUAUUAUGCCAAUUAUAGCUACUAGAGUCUCAAAUUCUCGGCUUACACAAUCAAUGCCUGUGUAUCCUGGAACUACGGUAUCAAGCGGUCCUGGGCCGCCUCAAGUUAAACAAGUUCCCAUAGCAUUAAUGUGUCAGAAACUGCCAUCCGAACAAAUUACAACCAUUGAUCAUCAAUCCACUGCCAAAACGAGUAUUUUUCCCCAAAAAAUUGUAAAUAUGCCUCAUUAUACUAAUACUAAAUUAAAUAAGGCUAACGUAAUCGUCAUCCAGAAGGCAAAAGCUGUAACACUAUCACAUGCAGGCAAGGAAGUAGUAGGGAAAGUAAUAAUGGGAGGAAAGAAUCUGUGCGUUACGAGCCAACAUAAUGCAAACUCAAUCAAUGUUCAACCCCAUCAUAUCUCUCUGAACAAUGGAGAUCAAACAAAGACUAUGCUGCCGAUUACAAACUCGUCACAAAAUGCAGAAUCUGUCAAAACGAAUAUAAAGCCUGGAAAAGCAGCGGUUGUACUCACGCGUUUACGACACGAUAUUCCAGAGAACAAGGUUCUUUCGCAGCUUUUUGAUUCGCCGGCCAUUCUUAAUGUUGAGUCCAAGACUGUGAUACAGGAUGUAAAUGCGCAUUUGCCAAAGGAAAAAUGCAACAGCGACAAAGAUACAAUCAAUCAGGAAUCAUCUUUAAGAACAGAUUCUAUUACAUCGGAAGAAAAACAGCACAGGAUAAACAACGAUGUUAACGCGAGCAUGAAUUCUCAGACCACAAACCUACUAGAUUCCUUAAAACCAUUAGGAAACAAGGAAAUACUCGUUAGGCUGAAGGAAGUAAACGAUGAUAAUAAAGACGAUAUUCGAAAAGAAAAAUCUAAUGAGAACAUGGAUGUAUUUGAUGUGACGCUAGAAUCGACAAAUAAGAAUUCACAGAGCUUCCAGUAUCCAGUGGACAACAAUAAGAAUUGCAAUUUAGAAAAGUCAUCAAGGUCGAUAAUGACUACAAACCAGAUGAAUGAGCAUGAUGACUCGUAACAACUAAAGAUCUCGCGUUACGCGUGUGUUAUAAUCAUUACACGAUGGCAAGGCUGAUACUUCCGUUUUAAAAACGUACUGAUAUAUUUAUCAUGUAUAAGUAUACAUGUAUAUAUACGCGUAUGUUUCUCUAUUUAUAUAUGUAUGUCUAUUUUAACGAAAUUUAUACAUAUGAUUACGUUCGCUCCUUGGAAGGGAUUUCGACGAUCUCGAAAGGAUUGAAAAUGACCGAUGCCAAUCUUUUCAUUAUUAGGUAUGCAGAAUGAAUAAGAUAAUUUGUAUUUAAUCAUUUGUAUAAAUAAGAUUCUAAGUAAUUCAAACAUUAAUUGAUAUCAAUAUUAAUUAAUAUUGAUAUUAAUUGAUAUUACUGUAUAUAAGUGCCAAAUUAUAUAAUCUGCCAUUAAUUUAUACUUUUGUAAAGAAACAACUCUGCGCGUUUAUCCAGUCACUUGAUUUUUUUGUAAUCCCAUAAAUUCCUUAAUUAGCUUUCAAUGCCACUAUUAUUGAGAAAAAAGUGAGCUGUGAAACUAUUUGCAUUUAUUUAAAAAUGCAACUAAUUAUUACUGAUUAUUAUUCUGAUUCUUAUACUUCGAAUGUAUUUGCUAUGAAGUAUACAGCAGUUAUAUUUAGUAUUAAAUGUAGCUGACGAAGAUUCGUAUUCCCACCGCAUAUUUAGUAAAUACGUUAUUCAAUUUUAAAAAUUAUCGAAAAAUGACAUCACAAUAUAAAAUUAUUAAAACAUUCAUAUGUAAUAUUAAAAUAUUUUAAUAUAUUUAAAUAUAUUUUAACAUUAAAAUGUAUUAAUAUAUUUUGAUGUUUCCAUAUAUAUUAAUAUAUUUUAGAUGUUGCAUGACAAAAGGAGACAUAACUGAACGUGUCAAACUGCAUGCGCAUUCGAAAAUCACUUCGUACUUCUGUUUGUAAAUAUGUAAGACUAAACAUUUUUGUAAAUGUGAUAUUAUGACGUUAAGUACUAGAAGUUUGGUUUUGUAUAAAUCUGUCACUUGCUCAUACUGUUGCAGCGGCGUUGUAAAUAUUUUGUAAAUGUAUCGACAUACUCAGACUACUCUGAGCAAAGACAUUGGGUGGCUAUACAUAUACUUUCUUCCGCCCUAUCGCCAUUAGUAAAGUACGAAUGUUAAUAGAAGUUCAGUAAUAGCAUUAAUUAUUAAUAGCGAAAGAGAUAAGUAUCAUUCUUUGCUAUUUUUUAAUAAAACUUGCUCAUGCAGAGCAAACGAUCUGUCUCAUCUAAGAGAGUGUAACAGAAAAAGGCUAUAUUUUUUGUAAGCAAAAUGACACUGCCCUUCAAAUUGCAAUAUCGUGUUAUUCUAUUCAGAUUUUACUGUAUUUUACACAGUAUUUCCGUGUAAGUUGCAGGACAUUUUCGCCUAAAUUUCUACUGUACAAAUUUAAAAGCAGCUAAUUUGCACGAUUACAUAAUCCUCAAUGUAUUAAGACAGUUGCGUUUUUUCUAUUGAAUAUAUAUUUGGCAUGUACUAAAGUGACUCAGAUUUCUCAUAUCAAGAGACGCGAUAGCGUUUCGCGCUAAAUAUGUACAUAGAAAUAUAAACAAUCGGAAAAGACGCUGCAGCGUAUUCUUAUUUAGAAUGAUGGGCUUCUUUCGAGCAUAAUUUGUUUAUUUUUGCAUAAGCGAUUUUAAAGAGAUGUUAAAGCGAAGACAGUUUAAUUAGUUUUUCAAAAUUAAUUUUUACAGCUAACUCAAAACGAGCCUUAUUUUAGUAAUCUCAAUAUAAGACUUUAUUGCCAAGAUAAUAUUGUAUAUUAAACAAUUUCGGAAAAAAGAAAAAAAUGUGCACGUACAGCAUCCACUCAAUGGCAAUACUCUCAUUUAGAAAUAAAAUUUAUAGAUGAAAACUGAUGCAAUAAAUCAGAGAUACUCUGUUCUGUAUAUAUGAUAAUACUAGUGCAAACUGUACAGAUAUGAACGAUAUUUAUAGCUAAUUGCAAAGAAAUAAAGAUAUUUAAAUGUGA